Lemur catta (Ring-tailed lemur) is the source of this 1604-nucleotide messenger RNA. RefSeq names its product glycosyltransferase 6 domain containing 1 (gene GLT6D1). Gene Ontology annotation, molecular function: hexosyltransferase activity. Bases 482 to 1429 code for a protein of 315 amino acids. The transcript has 5 exons. Gene Ontology annotation, cellular component: membrane; Golgi apparatus; vesicle. The record is from RefSeq and is a predicted model, not a curated record. Gene Ontology annotation, biological process: carbohydrate metabolic process. Lineage: Eukaryota; Metazoa; Chordata; Mammalia; Primates; Lemuridae.
ACCCCUGCUGUGACCCAGGCUUCAUAAUCAUUUCUGAGAAGCCAAAGUCAUUUUAACAAAAUUCAGCCACCACAGUGGCAAGGAAGUGCAGCCACCCCCAAUUCUAUUCUCAUCUGGAUAAAGGUGCCACCGAAGGCCAGCACUGAGCCCCAGACGCAGGGGGGUCCCAGCAGCCCCUCCCAGGACUAGAGUGAAACAGGAGCUCGGCCAUCGGGACUCUUUAUUCUGUCCGGGACGUGCUGCCAAAGAGAGGAGAGAAAAGCAAGCCAGAGAGUCGUGAUCCAGACGAUGAGCAGAACCUGCAGGGAGGUGCAUCAUUAUGACACUUGCAUCGUCUGCGGAGCCCGGUGAUGUCACCACCAACAGAAGCUCCAAGCACCAGGGUCUUUGAUCAAGACCCAAGAACACGAUGCUUGGGAGGCACCUGUCCUCCUGGGCCCGCGCUGGCCGACCCCCCUCAUCCCCCUAACCCCAGGAGAGAAUGAAUUCUAAAAGAAGAAUUCUGUUAUUGAUUUCCUCUGUUUUAUCACUGAUCUUGGUGGACCGUUAUUUCAGGAACCAAGUAGAACCUCGGCUCUCAGACUGGUUUACACCUAGAAAUCGCCCUGAUGUCAUAACCACAACGGACUGGCUCGCUCCGGUCAUGUGGGACGGGACUUUCGACAGACAAGCCCUGGAAAAGUAUUACAGACGGCAGAACAUCACCGUGGGCCUGGCUGUCUUUGCUACCGGCAGGUUCGCAGACGAGCACCUGAGGUCGUUCCUGCAGACGGCGAACAAGCACUUCAUGGCCGGCCACAGAGUCGUCUUCUACAUCAUCGCGGACAUCCUCUUCCACCUGCCGGCCGUGGAGCUGGACCCUCUGCGCACGCUCAAGGUGCUUCCGGUCGGCAGGGAGAGCCGGUGGCGCGACCCCAACCUCGUGCACAUGAGGAGCCUGGGGGAGUACAUGGUGAGACGCAUCCGGGCCGAGGUGGACUUCCUGUUCAGCAUGACGGUCAACCAGGUGUUCCAGAACGAGUUUGGGGUGGAGGCGCUGGGCGCGUCCGUGGCUCAGCUCCACCCGUGGUGGUAUUUCAGAAACAGCAGGAACUUCCCCUACGAGAGGAAGCCGGACUCGGCAGCGUACAUUCCCUUCGGACAGGGAGACUUCUACUACGACAGCUCCAUCGUCGGCGGCACGCCCCAUAACGUCUUGAACUUCAUCGAGAAAUACCUGGGCGGUGUCAUUCAUGACCUCGAGAGGGGACUCAACAGCACCUACGAGAGGCACCUAAACAAAUACUUCUUCCUCAAUAAGCCCACCAAGCUGCUGUCGCCGGAAUACAACUGGGACGCUGCCUUCUACCCGCCGGAUGAGAUCCACUACGUGCGGGUCGUGCAUUACUCUGAAAGCAGAUUUGACUCUCCCCCGGGGUUUGCCAACUGACGAACGCCCCCCAGCGAUUCCCCAUCAACACAGGACACCUUACAGCCGCCCAUUCUGGGAGGCAUAAACAUCCACACCUUUCCAAAACAAACUUUUCUUCUUGCGGUCGUGAGCCGUGCAGUCUGGCGAAUGCCGGGUGAAGCCGUGCUCGUGCAUUGCCACCAUUGUUUAUACA